AGUUGAGCUGUAAAAUAGCAGUUUCUGAUCCAGGCCAUUGUUCUUCUUUUACAUCAAAUGUAACCUAACCCGAUGCACUUCCAGCCGGGUAACAUUCCGCCACAGGUUUUUGAGUAUUUUUUUUUCCCGUUUGCCUUUGUGUAUUACCUGUAGUUUUCGAUCAGUCCUCGACAACCACCCCAAAAGCGAAUAAUAAGAUGUCGGAAGAGACACCAGUUGUGGCCGGUGCUGCUGCGACUGCUGCAGCAGCUGGCAAGAAACUGUCAAAGAGAGAGAAGCGGGCGUUGCAGUUUAAAUCUGCGGUUAAAGGCGCGCGAAAGGUAGUGUCUAAGGACGAGGAGGGAGAAGGUGAAGGAGAGGGAGAUGAGGAGAAGGUUGAGGAAGGAGGAGAUGAAGAUGGAGAGCAGGUUGAAGGAGAAGACGGUGCCAAAUCAGCAGCAGCAACGGCAUCAGCAAAGAAAUUCUCGAAGCGGGAGAAAGAGAUGUCGGCGGAGGAAUAUGCUGCGGUAAAGAAAGCGCGCGACGAAGCGAAAGAGAAAUCCCGCGCUGAGAAAAAACUUGUGCAGCAGUCAAAGAAGCGCAAGGCAGAGGACGCGGUAGAAGAGCAAGUUGCAGAGGACGAAGGACCAAAGCUAUCCAAGAAGCAGCGGAAAGCGCGAAAUAAGGAGAUUGCGCUGCAGCAGCAGCAGGAGAAAGAGCAGAAACAGCAGGCAAAGAAGGAGAAAGAAGCCAGCGGCAACGGCGCGCGAUUCAUCUUGUUCCUAGGAAACCUGCCGUACUCGGCCACCGAGGCAUCGCUCGCUAAACACCUCGAAGCAAGUAACCCGGACCUGAUCCGUCUGCCGACCGACAAGACGACCAAGAAAGUGAAAGGGUUUGCGUUUGCAGAGUUUGUGGGCACGGACGCGAGUCGCAGGAUGAAGGUCUGUCUGCGCCUGCACCACACCGAGUUUGAAGGCCGCAAGAUCAACGUCGAGCUCACGGCCGGCGGCGGCGGGAAGAGCGAGAGCCGGUUGCAGAAGUUGCGGGUUAAGAAUGAAAAGUUGGAGGAGGAGAGGAGGGGGAUUGUCGAGUCUAAGAAUCAGACAAAGACUGCGGGAGCUGCUGCUGCUGGGCCGAAGCAAGACGGCGUGUUUGUUCAUCCGUCGAGAAUGGCGCAGGUGAGCAACUAAAUCUGAAUAUAGUCAGUCAUACGAUUUGCAUUUUUUUGGUUUUUAUUAUUGUUUAGAUCUUGGUCGGUAUUUUCAGGGUGCAUGUAUUAUAUUUAAGGAUCAAAACGGGAAAUCAGGACAAAAUAUAUAAAAUAAAAGGAAAAGGAAAAAAUCUCAAAAUAAGG
Myxozyma melibiosi is the source of this 1336-nucleotide messenger RNA. RefSeq lists its product as uncharacterized. Gene Ontology annotation, biological process: ribosomal small subunit biogenesis. The record is from RefSeq and is a predicted model, not a curated record. Gene Ontology annotation, molecular function: rRNA binding. Gene Ontology annotation, cellular component: nucleolus. The transcript has a single exon. Lineage: Eukaryota; Fungi; Ascomycota; Lipomycetes; Lipomycetales; Lipomycetaceae. The coding region runs from base 198 to 1172 and encodes 324 amino acids.